AUGUCCAGCUCCUUCGAGAAGUCGGUCAAGGGCGGCACCAAGGUCAAACUCGCCCCGCCCAAGUCGAAAUAUGUCGAGCACAUCCUGCUGGCCACCCAGUCCGGCGAGGCCGGCGUCGCUGAGGUCUUCCGCACCCUCACCCACCGCCUGCGCGAUUCCACCUGGACCGUCGCCUUCAAGGCCCUGAUCAUCGUGCACCUGAUGAUCAAGGAGGGCGUACAGGACGUCACCCUGCGCUACCUCGCCGUCGCGCCCCGCAACCGCCUCGCCAUCAACAGCUUCACCGACGUGCAGACCCAGGGUCAGAACAUAAGAGUCUACUCCGAGUAUCUGCUCGCGCGUGCGCAGGCGUUCGAGAAGUCCAAGUUCGAUCAUGUACGAGGAGGAGAGCGGCGCAUGAAGGGGCUGACGGUGGACAAGGGAUUGCUGCGGGAGACGGAAAUCGUGCAAGAUCAGGUCAAGUCGCUGGUCAAGUGCGAUUUGCUGCAGAAUGAUGUGGAGAAUGAGAUAUCGUUGACGGCAUUUCGCUUGCUCACGAGGGAUCUGCUGGAUCUGUACAACGUGAUGAACGAGGCGGUGAUGAACGUGCUGAGCCAUUACUUUGAGAUGUCGCGGCCUGAUGCGGAACGCGCCAUCCGGAUCUACAAGACGUUCUGCAAGCAGACGGACCAAGUGGUGCAAUACCUCAGUAUCGCGCGGCAGUAUGAAUACGCGACGAGAUUGGAGAUACCGAAGCUGAAACAUGCGCCGACGAGCUUGGCGGCGUCGUUGCAAGAGUACUUGGAUGACAAGGAUUUCGAGGUGAAUCGGAGGCAAUAUUUGGCAGAGCAGGACUCCAGGAAGGACGGGAAGCCGUUUUCGAAACCAUCGCAACCUGCACCGCAACCAACAGCCACGAAGAUGUCCACUCCAUUCGAUGAGAAGCCGGACUCGAAACCGCCGCAGAUCAAGGGCCCUGCGCCGGAUUUGAUCGACUUCUUCGCAUCGAUUGAGCAGAACCAGGCUACGAUGCAGACGAAUCCAUUCUUACAACAGCAACAGCAGCAACCGCAGCCACCACCGACUUUUCAACAACCUCAGCAGACUGCGGCAUAUCAGCAGCCAUUUCAGCAACAACCGACGAAUGGAUACGGGAACGGCGUGUCAACUAAUCCUUACGAACAGCAGCAGCAAUUCCAGCAACAGACGCAAACUCAGCCGCUGCAGACACAGUUCACUGGAGCUGGAUUUGGAGGUUAUGGACCGCAGCCGACGCAGCAGCAGCAGCAGCCCUUCGCCACUGGGAAUACGUUUGGUCAAGAGCAAGUGGCAAGUCCAGCACAGGUCCAGUCACCGGCUCAGAUACAACCGCAAUCUACGAAUCCAUUCCGUCAGUCGAUGAUGGCUUCUGGAACAGGUGGUGGAUUUGCAGGUUUCGCUCAGCAACAACAGCAGCAACAGCAGCAACCCCAACGACAAGGAAGCAAUCCUUUCUCGAGGAGUACGAUGCCGCCAUCAAUACCCGAGGAUGGCCCGGCGCCAGCCCUCCAACAACAACAGACGAAUUCUCCUUUUGCCUCGCAACCAAACUUCCAAGCCCAGCCGCUACAAUCUCAAGUCACUGGCACGAACCCCUUUGCGCGCAAUCAGCCUUCACAACAACAAUCGACAACACCCGUCUCGCCUCCGAACGCAUUACAAGUGCAGCCCACAGGAAGCACAAACCCAUUCCGGCAAUCCAUGUUCAUGAACCAACAAACCGGUCAGGGAUGGCAAAACUCCCAACAAGCCACCAUGGGCGGGCUCGAGAACCUCCAAACAGUGCCUGUCUUCCCCCGACCUGGGCAGAUGACCGGCCAACAACAAACCGCACAACAAAAUCCGUCGCCUUGGGGAUGA
Molecule: messenger RNA, 1878 nt
Organism: Zasmidium cellare ATCC 36951
Lineage: Eukaryota; Fungi; Ascomycota; Dothideomycetes; Mycosphaerellales; Mycosphaerellaceae
Exons: 1
Coding region: 1-1878 (625 amino acids)
Biological process (GO): clathrin coat assembly; clathrin-dependent endocytosis; vesicle budding from membrane
Cellular component (GO): clathrin-coated pit; clathrin-coated vesicle
Molecular function (GO): phosphatidylinositol-4,5-bisphosphate binding; SNARE binding; clathrin heavy chain binding
Source: RefSeq, a predicted model, not a curated record